UCACAAAAUCCAUACAUAUAUGAUGUGUUUGGAGGAUGUAGGGAUUGGUUGAUAUAUAUAAGAAUGCAAAUGAAGUUUUCAAGAGAUCAAGUGAUUUUUAUACAUGUUCGGGAUCCCUGAUUACUGGUAAUAGUCCUACUCCUGUUGGGCAGAGGCUAGUGUUACCAUUAUAUGUCAAUAUCACAUGUAGGAGGAUCGAUUCCCUUUUCUAAGACAAUUAAUGAUAGGUACCUUUGGGGAGAUAUACAAUAGUCGCUAAUAUCAGUCUCAUAACUUUGCUAGAAUAAAACGUUCAUGUUAAGCUCAACAUCGGUUCGUUGUGUUUAUAGAAUAAAAGUUUACUAUAUGAUGGUGGGGAAAGGAAAGCAUAAUAAAAAUGUUUUGGUAAAUAGUAAAUGCUUAUGUUUAUAUAGAGCUUAAUUAAUUUGUUGUCUCCUUAAUUUCUCAUCUUAAAAAGUAGUAGCCUAGCUAAGAGGUGAAAGACAAGGUCCACUGCUCUUCAACGGUCGUAAUUAAGUGGAUGAGCUCUCGCUAGGGAUGAGUUGAGUUGAGAGUUGAGAGAGGAGAUAGAGGAAUGUGGAAGAAGUUAAAGACGGGACUAAUAAUAUUCCUAUAUAUAUGUACUAGGAAAGAGAAGGCCGCAAAAUGCUCCCUACCAAAGACCCCUGUUUCAUGAGCUUGUGGAGUGUUGAUGCAUGCAUUGCAGCCAUGGAGAUAGGAAAUUUGUGCAUGCAAUGCAAUGCAAUGCACGUACCCCUUUGAUUUGAUUUGAUUUGAUUGAAUUAAUUUGAGUCCGAUCUGAUCCGUGCAUGCAUGUAUAUUCAAUAUAUAAUUCAUCUGCCGGAUUAAUUGCAAUGAAUUGAAUUGAAGAUCGAUCAAGAUCAAUAGUAAUCGAUGGGAGGAAUGGAUUGCUCAAUGACAAGCAGCAUAUUGUCGGCGAAUUACAACACCAUCCUGUUCGAGUUCGGCGUGAUCCUGGUGACCAGCAAGAUCCUGUACGCUCUCCUCCGAAAGCUGUACCAACCGCGCAUCUUCUCCGACCUGCUGCUCGGCAUCGUCCUCGCCCAGUUCCGCGUGCUCUCGCUCACCAACGCCAUCAACCUCGUCUUCGGCAAGAUCGGCGGCUUCGUCUUCGCGCCCUACCUCUUCGCCCUCGGCGUCGAGAUGGACCCCUCCGCGCUCCUCGACGCCCCCACCGCCGACGCCGCCGUCGCCUACGCCGGCAUCUUCUCCACCGCCGUCCUCGUCACGCUCUUCCACGCCCCCAUCAUGCGCCCCACCUCCGGCAUCGUCCACGAGAACUCCCUCCGCGCCUUCCUCGCCCUCGCCGCCGCCCUCGCCAACACCGCCUCCCCGGUCCUCACCCGCCUCGCCACCGACCUCAAGAUCGCCAAGACCGCCGUCGGCCGCCUCGCCGUCGGCGCAGGCAUCGCCUCCGACAUGCUCACCACCAUGCUCAUCGCCAUCGGCAGCAUGAUCUGGCGCGACACCGGCACCGAGGGGGCCGCCUCGCCCCUGGCGCAGCCGGCGCUCACCGCCGCGGUCCUGGCCGUGGUCCUCAUGUCGGGCCUGGUGUCGAGGGCCAUGGCGGAGUGGGUGGACGGGCGCAACCCAGAGGGGCGCCGCAUGCGGGGCUUCGACCUGUCGCUGGUGGCGCUGGUGGCGGCGACGCUGUGCUGGUUCACCUCCGCGCUGCGGCUGGACGUGAACAUGGCGGCCUUCCUGGUGGGGCUGGCGUUCCCCAGCGAAGGGAGGGUGUCGCGGCUGCUGGUGAGCAAGAUCAACCUGGUGCUCAGCUCCUUCGUCCUCCCGCUCUACGUCGCCCACGUCUGCCUCUCGCUCCGCCAGACCACCGACGACAUCGAGGCGGCGGGGCUCCGCAAGGACCAGGGCUUCCGCGUCUACGUGAUGGAGCUCCCCUUCCCCUGGUGGAAGGUGCUGUUCGUCACCGCCAUGGGCACGCUGGGCAAGCUGGUGGGGUGCGCCGCCGCCGGCCUGCUCCGGGGGCUGGGCUGGCUGGAGGCGCUCGCCCUGGGUCUGCUCCUCAACGUGAAGGGGUACUUCCACGUGUACUGCGCGCUGGCGGCGUUCGAGGCCGGCAUCAUCACGGACAAGUCGUUCAUGGCCAUCAUCUUCAUGGUGGCGGUGAACGUGGCGACGACGCCGAUGGUGGGGAUGGCGAUCGCGUCGUGGGCGCGGCGGAGCGUGCAGUGGCGGCUGAUGGGGCUGCAGCACCACGACCCGGCGACGGAGCUCCGCCUGGUGGUGGGGCUGCAGGGGCCCCAGGACGUGGCGACGCUGGCGUUCCUGAUGGAGGCGCUGCGGUGGGGCGGCGGGAACGGGGAGCUGGCGGUGUACGCGGUGGACAUGGUGCAGCUGACGGACCAGACGGCGGCGGCCAUCGUCAAGGGCGGCGGGUUCGACGGCGUGACGGUGGUGGACGAGGAGGUGUCGGAGAUGCGGAAGCAGAUCGGGGAGGCGCUGGACGCGUACCAGGGGGAUGAUGGCGCGGUGAGGGUGCGGAGGGUGCUUGCGCUGUCGUCGUUCACGGACAUGCACAGCGACAUCUGCAUCUGCGCGGAGGAGGCCAUGGCGGCGCUGGUGCUGUUGCCCUUCCACAAGAGGCAGCGGCGUGAGGAUGAUGGGGGGGCCAUGGACAUGGAGCCCCCCCGCCCCUUGGGCUUCCGCCUCGUCAACCAGAAGGUGCUGCAGCUGGCGCCGUGCUCCGUCGGCAUCCUGGUGGACCGCCACCGCCACGUCGAUGCCGCCGCGUCGCAGUCGCAGUCGCAGGGCGUCGUGGUGGUCUUCAUCGGGGGCGCCGACGACCGGGAGGCGCUCACGCUCGCCUCCUUCAUGUCCAAGCACGCCAGCGUCCGGCUCACGGCGCUGCGGGUGGUGCAGAACGCCACGGCGCAGGCGAGGGCGCGGGCGCGGACCAGCCUGUUCGAGUCGUCCAAGAGUAGCCGCCGUGCGGGGGCGUCGUCCUCCUCCUCGGCGUCGUCAGUGCUGGGGCAGGAGGAGGUGCAGGCGCAGGUGGACGACAAGUUCUUCGCGGAGUUCUACCGGAAGCACGUGGCCGGCAGCAAGGCCAUCGGGUACAUGGAGAAGCACGUCGGCGACGGGGCGGAGCUGGUGGCGGUGCUGCGGGCGCUGCAGGCGGAGUACCGUCUGUUCGUCGUCGGCCGGGGCCGCGACCGCCGGUCUGUGCUGACGGAGGGUUUGGAGGAGUGGGCGGAGUGCCUUGAGCUGGGCCCCGUCGGCGACAUCCUCGCCUCCUCCGAUUUCUCCUCCACCGCCUCCGUCCUCAUCGUCCAGCAGUACGACGCCAAGAAGCACUACAAGGUCAUCGACGAGGAGUUCAUGCCUUUGUAAUUCUUUCCCAUAUACUCCUUCUAUUUUCAUUACCCCUACCUCCCUCUUCCUCUUCAUUAGCUUAUUACUAAUUGCAACCCAUAUACUUACCUAACUUACAUUUAUAUAUGCCUGUUUUUGGAGGAGUAAAUGUAAUUAGAAGAUUAAAUACUUCCAGUUAAGCAAACCUAGCUCGAUCCCUUGUAUACAUACAAAAGAGUCGUACAUAUGUCAUACCUAGAGAAGGUGGCAAAGUUCAUCAUUUUCAAGUUUGAA
This is a messenger RNA of Oryza sativa Japonica Group (Japanese rice), 3627 nucleotides long. RefSeq names its product cation/H(+) antiporter 28. NCBI's taxonomy places the organism in Eukaryota, Viridiplantae, Streptophyta, Magnoliopsida, Poales, Poaceae. Gene Ontology annotation, cellular component: endomembrane system; membrane. Gene Ontology annotation, molecular function: antiporter activity. The record is from RefSeq and is a predicted model, not a curated record. Gene Ontology annotation, biological process: regulation of pH; proton transmembrane transport.